AUGUCUUCUCUUGUAUACUGUUUUGUUUUUACUAGACAUCGCAAGUAUGAAUCUGACUUAGAUAGCUUGGUUUGGAAGAUUGACUGGAAUGAUGUCCAGACACGUGGUGAUCAAACCAAUUCUCAGGGAUUCUCCAUGAAGAGUAUGGUACUGAGUACAAUAUCAGUGAUAGGAAAUGAUGAAAGACAGCAGAUAUUUGCCACAAUUGGUACAUGGAGGGGUAACAUCUGUGCUAUUAAAACUGUCAACAAAAAACAAAUCGUUCUGAGCAGAGCUGUACGUACUGAACUAAAACUUAUGAGAGAAAUGCAUCAUGAUAACGUAAGCAGAUUCAUUGGAGCUUGUAUUGACAGCCCUCAUAUAUGCAUUAUGAUGGAGUACGCUCCAAAGGGAAGUCUGAAGGAUAUACUUGAAAAUGAUGACAUUAAAUUGGUUGACAUGUUCAUUAUCUCACUGAUAUCUGACAUGGUCAAGGGUAUGACCUACCUCCACGCUAGUCCCAUCCAUUCACAUGGUAACCUGAAAUCCUCCAACUGUGUUGUUGACAAUCGAUUUGUCCUUCAAAUCACCGACUAUGGUUUGAUGGAGUUCAAGAAAGGACAUGUUGCUGAAGAUCAUGGAGAACAUGCCUACUAUAACAAUCUAUUGUGGCGUGCUCCUGAACAUUUACGUGAGGCUGAAAAUAUGCACCCAAUGGGGUCACAAAAAGGAGAUAUUUACUCAUUUUCCAUUAUCCUACAAGAAAUAUAUUCACGUUCAGAGCCUUAUUAUUUAAAUGAGGAAUCUCACAGUGAAAUUAUACAAAAGGUUAUAUCAUUGACGGAACCCCCGAUGCGACCUGAUCUGUCCGAGGUAAAUGAAACUGCACCAGAAUGUGUUUUAAAGACAAUAAGAGCUUGUUGGAGUGAAGACCCAUUUGAUAGACCAUCUUUCCGAUCCAUAAAGACUUUGUUGGGACCUUUGCAAAGAGGACAGAAGCGUAACAUUAUGGACAAUAUGAUUGCCAUCAUGGAGAGAUACACCAAUAAUCUGGAAGAUUUGGUUGAUGAACGAACUGAGGAUGUUAAGAAAGAAAAGAAGAAGAUUGAAACUUUGCUUCAUCGUAUGUUGCCACCAUCUAUUGCCAAGGAUUUGUCAAAGGGAAAACGGAUAGAACCUGAGAAAUUUGAAUUGGUGACUAUAUACUUCUCUGAUCUUGUUGGUUUCACCGCCUUGUCUGCUAUUAGUACACCUAUACAGAUUGUUAAUAUGUUAAACGAUCUCUACACUAUGUUUGACGUUAUUAUCUCCAAUUAUGAUGUGUACAAAGUUGAAACCAUUGGUGAUGCCUAUGUCUUAGUAUCUGGACUGCCAGUGCGCAACGGAAAAACCCAUGCUGGUCAGAUUGCAUCUGCUGCAUGCCAUCUCCUGGAAUCCAUUUACACAUUUAAAAUUCGCCACAGACCAGGUGAAAUGUUGCAACUCCGUAUUGGAAUGCACUCAGGACCUAUUGUUGCUGGAGUUGUUGGUCUAACUAUGCCUCGUUAUUGUUUGUUUGGUGACACUAUGAACACUUCAUCACGUAUGGAGUCUAAUGGAUUGCCUCAUAAGAUACACGUUAGUCCUCAGUGUCGGGAAGUACUGGAAGAACUUGGUGGAUACAUCCUGAAAGAGCGGGGUCUCAUUGCAAUGAAGGGCAAAGGUGAAAUCCUGACAUACUGGUUGGUCAGCCAAGAUCCUUCUCUAAAAGUUGAAACAUUCAAGCCUCCAGAACAGAACUUCUGA
Molecule: messenger RNA, 1764 nt
Organism: Saccoglossus kowalevskii
Lineage: Eukaryota; Metazoa; Hemichordata; Enteropneusta; Harrimaniidae
Product: speract receptor-like
Biological process (GO): cGMP biosynthetic process; intracellular signal transduction; protein phosphorylation
Cellular component (GO): plasma membrane
Molecular function (GO): peptide receptor activity; adenylate cyclase activity; guanylate cyclase activity
Source: RefSeq, a predicted model, not a curated record